AUGGAAGGUGAAAAUAAUAUAUACAAAGUAUCGAGCCCUUGGCUGAAAUCGGGCAGAACCUUACAGGAAGGUUCAAUUCCAUCUAUUUCUAACAUCAUUAAGUCAACGAGUGGGACUCGUUCCCAAAAAACAUUGAGAGAAUGGCGAAAGCUCAAACUUGAUCUUGCUAAGACCAAUGCAAGGAAGUCAUAUUUGAUUGCUUGCCGCUCACAUAAGAUACUACCCGAAAAAUUAUUCAGACAAAAAUGUGGAUCGCUACACUUCUACAGUUCACACUUGAACGAUAUGUGCCGAAACUUACUUGAUAAGGUAAAUUCCAAAAUCCUAGAUUUAUUUAUUGCUGAUGUACACACUAAAGUCGCCCAUCUACACAAGCGUCUCAAUGGACUACGCACGUCCAUCGACAGACUACCGAUGUCUACUCAAGCACGCAACGUUUUUCUGGAGAUCACCAAUUACAUGAGUGCACAGGCUUACCACCGGAUAUCUUCAUGUCUGACAAAAAAGUUUGAUCGGUCGUUGCAUCGAAAAACCAGUGCGCAAUUUCAAAAUAAAGAUCUUUGCAAUUCUUGGGUAGUGAAUCUCUCGAAGAAGGAGCUACCACCGGAGGUACUCGAAAUUGCAUCUCUCGGAUCUAAACAUCUCUUACCGACAAGAUGGCGCCAGGAAAAUAUCGUCAAUAUGGUGAAAAAUGUUGAAUCGAGUUUAUUUCACACGGGUUUUGAAGACAACAUCAAAGACGAAAUCCGCAAUAUAGUUAUAAGGAAUUAUAAGAACACACGUAAUAAUUCACCUCUUGUGAAACAAGAGGAGAUACUACUACGUAAGAUGAAAUUUACUAAAUCCUUUCUUAGAGAGAAUUCACACAUUUUUUUCACUCGAGCCGAUAAAGGCAACGCGACGGUAUGUAUGGAUAAAAGCCUUUACACCAAAAAGAUGUCUGAUUUACUGAACGAUAAGGAGACUUACGAGAUGGUAAAACGCAAUCCUCUACCAAAACUAAUCAAAAACACGAAGGAUAUCUUACUCGCUUUGGAUGCUGACUUGAAAAUUCAGCGCACUCAGUUUGAGAGGUCAUUAAGUGAAACAUCUUUGGCGCGAGCCUAUGGUUUACCGAAAAUCCAUAAGCCCGAUGCGCCAUUGAGACCAAUUAUUUCCCUCGUGGGUAGUCCGACUUACAUCGUGGCCAAGUUACUAUACGAAGAAAUCGUUCCUCAUGUUAAGCGACCAAGGUCACACAUCAACAACAGCUUCGAUUUGAAAGAAAAAAUGCAUAGCAUAACCAUUCCUCCCGGUUACAUUUUCCUAUCUCUGGACGUCUCAAGUUUAUUUACGAGUAUACCGGAGCUUUUGGUCUUAAAUGCGUUGGACAGAAGAUACACAGAGUUGUCACAGUCUAGAUUGUCGUUUGAUAAAAUACGCAAGAUGACACAAUUUAUGUUCCAGAACACGUUUUUUGCCUUCAAUAAGAUCUACUACCGACAGAGGUUUGGCACACCUAUGGGAAGUCCGAUCUCGCCACUGUUCGCAGACAUAGUCAUGGACGAUCUCGAGCAGUGGUGUUGGAAAGAAUUGGAGAAGCUGGGCUGUAAUGUUCUUUUUUACCAUCGUUACGUGGAUGAUACCAUCCUCUGCGUACACGAACAGUACAUAAGUUCGGUAGUUCGUGUGUUCAACAGUUAUCACCCGGCAUUGAAGUUCACUUACGAACAAGAAAAUCGAGGACAUAUCAACUUCCUGGACAUGACUCUGAUUAACCGUAACGGUAAAGUGUGCACAAAUUGGUAUAGAAAGUCGACCAACACCACAAGACUCCUCUCCUUCAAGUCAAAACACUCGACCCAACAGAAGAUCAAUAUUGUGUACAACUUGACUGACCGAGCUAUUUUGUUGUCUGACAAGAGUUUUCAUGCCAGCAACUUAAAUAUUGUCUCCUGCUUGUUGCAUCUCAAUGACUACCCACGGAGGUUCAUUGACAAAUAUAUAAACAUCAGACUACAAGAGAUCCAAAGGAAGAGGUCGAUUCGUGAAGACGAAGUUUUGUCUGCCAAGAUCGAUGUGAGACCCUUCACUAUGUGUUUGCCAGCGGUAAAUACCUUCUUUGAUCGGUGCCUAAACACACUGAAGAAAUACAACAUCAAGGUUAUACCACUACAGGACCGAUCGAUGGCUCCAAUCAUAAAACUUGGCAAGGAUUGUGUGGAACCAAUGGAUACCGUUGGUGUGGUGUACCAACUACAAUGCAACAGCUGUGAUACUGGUUACGUGGGCGAGUUAAAAAGACCUCUAAAAACGCGAAUAAAAGAACAUGAACGAGCUUGUAAGAAAAAAGAUCACGAUUCAGUCGUUGCGCUUCAUACCUUACGCAACCCCGGUCAUGAUAUGAGGUGGGACCAAGUUAGGAUUUUAGACAGAGAGACAAAAUAUUGGCCCAGAAUGAUCUCGGAGAUGAUACAUAUCAAUAACCAACGCAAUGGUUUGAACAAGAAAGAGGAUAUUGACAAACUUAACAGAGUUUAUUUCAACAUUUUAAAAUAA
Trichogramma pretiosum is the source of this 2538-nucleotide messenger RNA. RefSeq lists its product as uncharacterized. The record is from RefSeq and is a predicted model, not a curated record. The coding region runs from base 1 to 2538 and encodes 845 amino acids. The transcript has a single exon. Lineage: Eukaryota; Metazoa; Arthropoda; Insecta; Hymenoptera; Trichogrammatidae.